GGAGGGGUGGAAAAAAAAUCCGGUAUAUCAGUUUUAAUCGGAUCAUUUUAUUCGGGUAGGGUUUGACCUGAACCGCAGAGCUGCCAGAGCAGAACAAGCCAACCAUUUUUAUCCUCGUCGCACUCUCUCCUCUUCUCUCAUAGCUCAGUGUCUCACAUUUCGACGCUUCAAAAAAUGAGCUCUCAGAUUUUCAGAUCUGCUUCUAAGGCCGCCAGGUCUCUCCGCUCAGCUUCCGCGUUUAGGAGCUCUCGUUUUUACUCUGAAGGUCGAACUGCAGCUGCUGCUGCAGCAGUUUCUUUCAGUGGAAAGUUGCCUAUCCUAGCUUCAGCUUAUGGGAGGACUGGUUCUGGAAAUGCAUACAACGGAUGGGUUUCAGGAGCUCUUGCCCUUCCUGCUGCAGUGUACAUGCUCCAAGAACAGGAGGCACAUGCUGCAGAGAUGGAGCGCACUUUCAUUGCCAUCAAGCCGGAUGGAGUGCAGAGAAGCUUGAUUGCUGAAAUCAUAUCUCGCUUUGAGCGUAAAGGGUUUAAACUUGUAGCCAUUAAGAUUGUUGUCCCAUCAAAGAACUUCGCAGAGAAGCAUUAUCAUGAUCUGAAGGAGAGACCCUUUUUUAAUGGCCUUUGUGACUUCCUUAGUUCUGGCCCUGUUGUUGCAAUGGUCUGGGAAGGAGAGGGGGUGAUAAAGUAUGGUCGGAAACUCAUUGGCGCAACAGAUCCUCAGAAAUCAGAACCUGGUACUAUCAGAGGCGACUUAGCCGUUGUCGUUGGAAGAAACAUCAUUCAUGGGAGCGAUGGACCUGAGACAGCUAAGGAUGAGAUUAACUUGUGGUUCAAACCAGAGGAAUUGGUGAAUUACACAAACAAUGCUGAGAAGUGGGUCUAUGGAGACAAUUGAUUAAGAAUUUUGUUUUAUCAGUUUUUUUUUUUUCAGGUUAUCUCCCAUGAAAAGUGGGAGCUACAGCAUAAAAGCCGAGAAUAAGAUUAUUAUUUGAUCCGCUGUUGAGGUGACAGACAAAAUGUUCUUACAAAUGAACUUGCCAGGUUAGGCCGAAUAAAUAGGCAAAAUAAAUUUCGAUUUGAUUUAUCA
Molecule: messenger RNA, 1086 nt
Organism: Tripterygium wilfordii
Lineage: Eukaryota; Viridiplantae; Streptophyta; Magnoliopsida; Celastrales; Celastraceae
Product: nucleoside diphosphate kinase 3-like
Exons: 7
Coding region: 175-894 (239 amino acids)
Biological process (GO): GTP biosynthetic process; CTP biosynthetic process; UTP biosynthetic process
Molecular function (GO): nucleoside diphosphate kinase activity
Source: RefSeq, a predicted model, not a curated record